Molecule: messenger RNA, 16070 nt
Organism: Hemicordylus capensis (graceful crag lizard)
Lineage: Eukaryota; Metazoa; Chordata; Lepidosauria; Squamata; Cordylidae
Gene: CBX7
Product: chromobox 7
Exons: 6
Coding region: 344-1090 (248 amino acids)
Biological process (GO): negative regulation of transcription by RNA polymerase II
Cellular component (GO): PRC1 complex
Source: RefSeq, a predicted model, not a curated record
AAGAAGCCGGGACUUAUCUCGCGCUCGAGCAGGUUGCUGGUGGGAGGAGCCGCUCAAUCAGGUCUGAGGCUGGAGUGGAGAGCGGCUCUCGUACGCUCCGUGCCUGACAGGCGCUCACGCGAAGGGGGCGGGGGCUCGCGCGCGCCUGGGAAAAUGUUGCGCAGGUUCUAAAAUGGAAGGUUGGAGGCGGCGUGAUUGAGCGCGCGAGGGGUGUGUGCGCGAGUGAGAGAGAGAGUAAGUAAGAGCGGGAGCUGCAAGAGCAGCAGCAAAAGCCAGAGUCCGUGGCACGCAGUCGGACCCCGCACUGAAUCUGGGAGCAGCCUCCUCCUCUCUCCUUCCCUGUAUGGAGCUUUCCGCUAUUGGGGAGCAGGUGUUUGCGGUGGAGAGUAUCAGGAAGAAGCGCAUAAGGAAGGGUAAAGUGGAAUACCUGGUGAAAUGGAAAGGAUGGCCUCCCAAAUACAGCACAUGGGAGCCAGAGGAUCACAUUCUUGACCCACGCCUGGUGAUGGCUUAUGAAGAGAAGGAAGAGCGCGAACGUGCCUCAGGUUAUAGGAAGAGGGGCCCCAAACCGAAGCGUCUCUUGCUGCAGAGGUUGUAUAGCAUGGACCUGAGGAGUGCACACAAAGGAAAAGAGAAACUGUGCUUUUCUUUGUCGCGGAGGUUUGGAGGAGGAGGAAACAACCUGGCAGGGACCAAGGGAGGGCAGACAGAGCUGCCUGAGAAGAACGGUGGAGGAGUCCUGCCCUUCCCUCUCCGGAAGCAGAGCAAGAACCAGAAGUACCUCCGGCUUUCACGAAAGAAGUUCACCCGCAUGGCAAGCCUGGAGAACCGAAACCGCCGGCGGGAGUUCUUUCUGAAGGAGCCGGUAGCGCUAGAGGACAGGCAGGCCCCCAGUGACUGGGAUGCUGCUAUGCAGCCUGCCACCAAAGACGUGGGCUCAGACACAGCAGAAGGCAACCUUUCCUGGAGCCCCGCCCAGCCCCCAAACGAAGUGACAGUGACGGAUAUCACAGCAAACUCCAUUACUGUGACUUUCAGAGAAGCACAAAUGGCAGAGGGCUUCUUCCGAGACAGGAGCAUCCAGUUCUGAAACUCCAUUUUUAUUUUAUGGUUUUUCUCCUCUUAUUUUUUUCCCUUUUUGUUUUGAUUGUGUGUGCGUGUGUGUGUGUGUGUUUUGUUUUCCCCUCCUGCGUUCCUAAUCAGAUAUUUAUAGGGCAGGCGAUUUCAGUAUAUCCUUUAACAAACAAAAUCCGAAAAAUUUCCUUCACAAUGUUUACAGAGGAUUUUGAUUUUAUUUUGACUGUUGAUGUCUUGGUAACUCUUUUUUUUUUUUUUUUUUUAAACCUGCUCCUCUUUCAAAUACGCAAAAACAAGAAAAGGCAAUGUGGGGGUGCCUGUUUUUUCUUUCCUCAUUUGUUACAAUAGAUAUAUAUAGGUAGGUAGAUAGAUAUAUAUAUAGAAAGAGAGUAUAUAGAUAUUUUGUCUGUUAUUGCUUUGUCUGUCUAGGAAAUGGAAGCUUUUUUCACUGGCAAAGCUUUUUAUUCACAGUGCAGUGUGGAAGAGUGUCUGCUCCUUUGGGGCAAUUCCAAGGGUAACAGAAUCAGGCAUGUUAUCACUUUUUCAGUGACUGUAGCCAUCUAUUGAACAACAACAAUAAAUAAGCAAAUUUUCAAGUUGAUAUUUUAUCUACCUACCUACCUACCAACCAGCUGGCCAGAGAACAUCUACUAUAAGGCCAUAUUUUUAAUAACACCUUAAAAAUACAAUAGUGUCUAAAUUGUAUAAAACACAUCAGUAAUGGAAUCAGCAUUUUUGGACAUCCUUUCUGAUUCCGUUAUGAAUGUAUCUUGCAUGUUUUGGACACUAACUAUAAUAUUUUAAGGGUUUGGUAAAAUAUGGCCCUGUAGUAGUAGGAGUUCUCUUGCCAGUAUGUGUAUAAUAUCAACUUGAAAACUUGCUUACUGUAGAGUCAUUGAAAAAGUGAUUCCAUUACCCUUGCAAUUGUGCUUUUAUCAAUGAUGACAUAUCUGCAACUUGAAGGAAGUUGGGAGGAGAGGCAGUAGCAGGGAAAUGGCUAAAUAUCUCUGUUCUUCCAUGUCUCACAGUGGAUUAUCCCUGGUCGAUCUGAUUCCCAAGUUUGCUUUCUUCCCAGCAACAACUGUGAAAGGCAGCAGACCGCCACACCACACACCCUGCUUUGGGUGACAGAUUCCUGACUGAUACUUCCUUCCUGAUCUGUACUUUAUGAGAUGUGGCCUAUAGGUGUUCCCAGUGCUUCCACAAAUGCAAAAUUUUGGGGACAUUACAUAUACAGUUGGGACGGUGGUUUGCAUGUUAGUGUUAUCCAGGUGGGGGGAGGCCUGCAUUGGUGCUUCCCCUGCUUGUGCAUUUCUAAAAGCAGCAGUGCAAGAAACUGGCUUGCUAUAACCAUAUUGACACACAAGAACUCCAGGUUACCAUUGCUCAUCUCUUGAUACAGAUAUUUUCAAAUCCUGUACCUAGGAAACCAGAGACUUCUUGGAAAAUUAAGAGUUUCCUCAGUAUCUAUCAUUACCAACCUACCCUUGUAAUGGACAGCUACAAAAGUAUUUUGGUGUGUCCUAGGGAAUGUGCUGGGUUUGCCUGGUGAGGCUUAGCAGACCUGAAUGAAUAUAGAGUGCAACUUGGAACCAACGGUAGGCAAUCUUGACUCUCUACAACUCCCAUAGAUUAUGGGAGUUGUAGUUCAGCACUGGAGAGCCAAGCCUGCCUACCCCUGCCGUGCCCUAGAGUGUCUCCCAGAAUCUUUCGCAAUACCCAGGAAUUGCCUGGCAGACACAGCAGGCAAUUGGAUAUAGACUGGGUCCCCAGUGGGUAGGGGGACUGGUGUAGACUAUGUUUGUUCCGUCUAAACCCAUUGGAUUUGUAUACCUUGACUAAGGAUGGAAUUGCCAGUCUUCUUGGACAUCUUUUCCAAUUGUCAGUGUGAUGAUGCCAAGGUGUGCACAAUGACCAAGAGGUUUUUGGAAAUCGCCUUGGUUGGGAAUCUUUCUGUUUUCUGUUGAUAUUUGCUAGGCUCAGGAUGAAUAGGAGAUGAUGCAUGAAACUCUGUCAUUGUUCAAGAUUAUGGGAACUUUGCCAUUGACUUUCAUUAAGUCUUCAUUGUCUCAAAACUGGCUCCAUACAUCUGUGAGAAAGCCAUGGGUGUGGGUGGGAAGUAGGGCAUGCAUGGCUUUCUUAAGAAAUUGGUAGUGGUUGACUUGUUGACUGGUAGUUCUAGCUGGUCUUGGGGUAGUGAGUAUGAAUUGUCUCCUAUGCUAAGCAGGUUUUGCCUUGGUUUGCAUUUGGAUGGGUUGCAUGUGAGCAUUCUCCUUAGGGGGUGGGGCCAUAGCUCAGUAGAGGUUCAGUCCCUGGCAUCUCCAGGCAGGCCUGGAAAAGGCUCCUGCCUGAUUCCCUGGAGAGCUGUACUGAGCUCUCUAGCUCAGUACUGAGCUAGCUGGACCAAUGAUCUGACUCUGUAUAAGGCAGUUUCCUGUGUAGCUGAUCUAUGAAUAGGUGGCCUACUUCUUGCCCUGCCUGAUCAAAAUAAGGAGUUAGAAAUAUUGGCAGAAAAGGGUUGGGUUGGAAGAUGUAUAUGGGACUUGUAAACCACUUCUGCUUCUAAUUCAGUCUUGAAGGAAUGAGCUUCACUUGAUGUUAUCCCUUUCAAGCCUUUGUUACUCUUGUAUUACUUCCUGUACCAAGUGAGGGUGUCUUUCUGUGAUGAUCUCCAAACCUUUGCCAGGGAGAAGCUGCUUGCAGUUCCCUAGAGCCUUGUCUUGCACUUCAAUGCCUUGAAAUUUGUGCUGGACUUCCUUGUAAUUUUUUUUUUUAAGGAAUUGUAUCAUUGCACUGUAUAGUUCUAGCAUAUGUUCUCGUAUGUGUGGGGUGUGUGCUUAUUUAAACAAAUGAAAACUCCAGAAAAUAUCUUCCUAUGGAAUGAGAAGCUAGAAAGGAGGGCUGCAGUCCUAACCAUAUGUACUCGAGAAUGCGUCCCACUGAAAUUAAUGGGUCUUUCUUGUGAGUAAACAUGUUUAGAAAUGGGGGCAGAAGGGGAAGAAAGAAACUGAUGGGACACCGAAUGUUGUGGUGCAUCUCUGACUUCUUCCACUCUUCCUGACCUCAUAAUUCUUGUCUGCAAAAAAUAAUUUUUUGUGUGUUUGUUUCCCCCACCCCCUAGACUGUUCUUUCUGAUACUAUAUUUGUCUGGAGAUUUAUAAAAGCUGCAUUUUAAAUCCUGUGGAGAUUCUAACCUUAGUCUGUCUGCAAUUCUCAUGCUGCCAAAUUUGGUUUCAUGUCUGAAGGAAGACUACAGUAUGAUCGAAGGUGGUUGCCUACCAACUUGGAUAUGCUGUAAAUCUCGAAGAGCAUGUGGCUUUUCUCCUGCCACUUUUACAGAAAAAGAGAUUUAAGAUCUCUUAAAGGAGGGGUGCCUUAAAGGAGUAGUCCUCCUGCAGUUAUUGGUCUGCAGCUCCUAUCAUCUCUGGUCACAAUGUCCAGUCACUAAGGAUGGUGGGAGUUGUCAUCCAACAUCUGCAGGAGGGCCCCAGUUUGAGACCUCUAUCUUACAGGGAAAAGUUCUAUUGUUGUGUGAUAAGUGUAAAUCCUAAUAUUUCAAGCAUUUCACACUGGUGGGGCAGUGGGGAGGGAGAAAGGCUUCACAUUCUGGUAUAAUCUGUCCAUCAGGCUGCAGGAUAGCGUGAUAUCCAGGUUAUCUACGUGCCUCACUAGAAAUGUUUAACUUUCCAGACGAGGCUGGCGGUGCAAGAGCUUGACUGAGUCCUGAGCUCUGUUCAUGAAAAUGUUUGUGAAAUGGGAGAUUAGACUGCCUCUUUCUCCGAGAGUGGGAGAAAAUGGCAAUCCCCUCCCCCAUAUUGGCUUGGAUCCAAAGAACAGUGAGGAGAAGGAGGGAAAGACUUAGUGCCGUUUUACAAAGGCUUGCACAAGUGCUAAAGGAAGACUUCUCACAGUGCAGAACCACAGUAUAUGGGGGGCUGUUCACCAUGGACAAGAAGUGUGAAUUAGAAGAUGCAAGCUAUAGCGAACACAUGCUUGGGAACUGCUAGGUUUGUGUGUGUGUUUUAAGAGCUUGUGUGAAUUGUUGCUCAAGACAGAACUUGUGCAUGUAGGAUGCAGUUUUCACUUUUCUCAUGCAACACUUUUCUGCUAAGCUGGAAAUGAUGCUUCAGUGCACAAAAUAGGUUUUCUGUUAGCAAGAGGGCACCUCUGGAUCCACGCUUCUGUAUAUAUAGGCUUGGAUCCUAUCCCCCCCUACACACACACACACAUGUGUGUAUAUGUGUGUGUGUGUAUAUGUGUGUGUGUGUGGAGAGAGAGAGAGAGCAUUGGAUUCUGAUCCUCAAAGAGCUGGAAUGGCAAAAGCCCUUGUGCUUCACUAGAGCUCUGGCCAGUUCCGGUAAAUAAAUGAUAUCUCUUUCAAAAGUGCCAGGUAUUCAUCACCAACCGUGAAGUCUAGUAGACCAGAGGUUCCCAGAGGUACUUGAAGGGCUCCCAGGCAGGGAGCACUCUGGCCCCUCCAGCCUGCCUAUGUUGCAGCCACUGUUCCCUCGAAGACGUGUGCGUGCUUAAAAAAUUUUGGAUAUCGGCUCAGUUCAUUUUAGAUCCUGCUCAGGUUGAAUUAGGAAGGCCCCACUCUGAAUGCAUGUGCGCCCACACUGCCUUGAUACUGCCACCCAGAACAAAACUCAUUCUGCAUAGAGAUGAAAAAAAUUAGAAGGACCACUGGUUGCAGCUGCACAAUUUGAGGUGCAGCUCACUAUUUGUGAGGACUAUAGAUGAGUCCUCACUCAUCUGAGGACUGCUGGUUUGAUGUCAACAUCUCCUCAGUGAUGUGUCCACUACCGAAAGGGACGGAGGAGGGUAAAGACCCUCCUCUGCUCCUAAUUGUCUGGCUGCAUAGUAAACCUCAGGGUCUCCCCCCCCCCCACUCCCCCAUCCUGACUGACAGGCUUCAAAAAUUAGCUUUGGGCACUUCCAUUGAAAUUAAUAGUACAAGAAAACUUGUCCCAUUCAUGAGUAGCUUAGUCUGGAUCUAAGCCAGUGACUGUAGAGCAGGGCCGGUGCCAGACUAUUUUGCGCCCUAGUUAAGGCUAAGUUCUUGCACCCCCCUCCAAAAAAAAAUUUAAACUUCGAUUUUCAAAAACAGAUGUUUUGUAGAAAAAAUGAAAAGCACAAAACUUGAAACUGUUAAAUGUAUUUUAAAUUGCAAGAAUAGGUAAUACAUCAAUUUUUGAUUAUCUUUCUCAAAUACAAAAGAAAAUAUUUUGGCGCACAAAUCAUUUUGAAUUAGAAGGGCAUUCGGUAGAGCGCAUACCUCCACCAAGGGCAACACAACUUUCAACACCACAUCAGAAUCUCACUUUGCAUGCCUUUUCCUUUGCAAAUUUUGUCAUCAAUUCAAUCAGAUUAAGUGCUGAUGCCUGUUCAUGUUCAAUUGAUAUAGUUGCCAAGCCAACUAGUCUCUUUUGCGACAUUGUUGAGCGUAUGUAAGUUUUUAUAAGUUUGAGCUUUGAGAAACUACAUUCACCACUUGCCACUGAUACUGGAAGUGUGAGAAGGAUCCUUAGAGCAACGGAGACAUUAGGUACAUUAUCCAGGAGUUUUUGUUGUAGUAUGAAGAGAAGUACUCCUUGUGGAGGCAUAGACUUUGGAAGUCUUCGAGCUUUUGCUAUAAGUUCACAACACAGAUCUUCAGCAUCAAUAUCUGUGUUUCCAUUAUACAUCAAUGAUUUUUCCAAAUUCUUGCAGGCCUCAAGUACAUCUUCAGUAGAUUUUUUUUCUUUAUAAUGUAUAUAUCAUACAGGAAGCCAAAUAGGGAAUUAUAUUGUUGUAGCUGUUGGAAUCUCUCUUCAACAGAUUGUAUGGUCAUGUCUAAGACAUUAUAGUAGAAACCUACUUUGAAUUUCUGCUUUGGAUCUUGUGGUGCCUCUUCUUAGGCCUCAUACUCAAACUGCCAUUUCUUUCUCCUUUUUCUAACUUGUUCUGUCUCAGGUAGUAUCUCUAGUUCCUUUGCAAUCUCAGUAGCAUCUGUCAAAACUUGUUGAAAACCCUCAUCACAUCUGCAGCCCACAAGGUAAUUCUUAGUCACUUGCAAUUGGCUUGUAGCUGAAUUUAAAUAGGCUUCCUUAUUUUGUAGUAGCUUGCUUGUAAGAUUGACUUCAAAAAGUAUGUUGUACCAUGCAAUAAGGGAUACCACAAACUUGAACUUACAAAUUGCAUCAGCAAGGGCUGUAGCUUCAAUUCGGGAAGUAUUUCCAGAUGAACCUUUUGUCCUUUUGUCAUCAAAGAUCUCUAUUAAAGCAUCACAUAUAUUACCAAGAUGAUAUCUCAGUGGCUUCAAAGCAUCGAUCCGACUCUCACAUCUUGUUUCACUCAAUGGCUUAACAGUUAUGCCUAAGUCUGAUAUAUGGCUAGUUAGAAUUUGCCAAUGCUGAGUCGAUGCAGAUAAAUAAUUAUAGAUCUGUUGAACCAAACUGAAGAAACUAGUUGCUUCCAGACAACACUUAGCAGUAUCAUUGACUACCAAGUUUAGAGUGUGCAUUGCAGGGCACAAAAAAGGCACAUGGGUAUAUGUCCAGGACUUUCUUUUGUACGCUGUCUUCUUUCCCUUUCAUGUUACUCCCAUUAUCAUAACCUUGACCACGCAGAUUCUCAGUUGGUAAUCUCAUUUGCUCAAGCUGUCCAAGAAGAGUUUCUGUCAUAAAGGCACCUGUAGUCUCCUUUAGUGAAACAAACCCCAAGAAAUGUUCUCUUAUGAUAACUUCAGGCAUUGAUAUCUCAUUAUCUGAUGGUUUGAUUACAUCAACGAAACGUACAAUCAUUGUCAUUUGCUCAAUAUGACUAAUAUCAGGUGUGCAGUCCAGAAUAAUUGAGUAGUAUUUGGCUGAGUUUGUAUGUGUUAAAAUUUGCUGCUUUAUAGCACCUGCCAGAAACUGUAUAAGCUCAUUUUGGAUAUCUUUUUCUAGGUACAGUAGUGAACCAUUGUUUCUUGAUUCUUAACUCUGCACAAAUGUUCAUUCAUGAUAGGAUCAAAAAGGGCUAGAUAUUCUACAAACUUAAAAAAAUUUCCAUUGCUAGCACUGUACAAGUUUUCAUUGUACCAUGGAAUGACAAGUUUUGCAUGCCAAGAACUCUGACCAAAGCAAUCAACCAUUCCAAGAUUUGUUGUCAGUAUUGUUGUUCUUGCCUAAUUUUCUGCUGGUUAAUAUCAUCAAUUGUUUUUCUUUUAGAUAAGCGCAAUUAAAGUUCACGCCAUGCCUGAUAGUUUUCUAAAUGGUCAGUAUUCCUCUCAUGCGAAGAAAGAAUUGCUCCAAUGUUCUUCCAGUCUUUUGAACCUGUUUCUUGUAGGGAUGAUACACCAUUUUUUUGGCUGUACAACUUACAGCAAAAACAAAAAAAACGCAUCUUUUGAGGUUGAAUAUAUCAACCAUUGACGGCACACUUCUUCACCAUUUGCUAGUCUCCUCCUGUGGUGUAUAGGAGAAAAUCUUCUGUUUUUUUAGUCUUUGGGGAAAUCAUGUGAUACAACCUGCUAUGGUUCAUGUUGUAUUAUAAGCUGUUGCAAAUUAUCACUGUAAUUUAAGUCAGGCACAAUACCAUCUUCUUUUGCAGACUUUGCAGUACUUUCACUUUUCUUGACAUCCUUUUUUCCCCUGUGUGUUUUCCAGAAAUAUCUCCAACUUGUGAAACUUUGUCUUAGAUUUUAUCAUUUGUAGUAGGAGCACCACAUUCAGCUCCCCCAGUGCUACUUUCAACAAGAGUACAGUCAUAUUCUUGUUCUUGAUUUGCUUUCUGUGUACGAAGGUAUUUCAAGAAGAACCCCUCUUGCUUUGCUUGCUCCUUAGCUUUUUCUGCCUUUCGUUUGCAGUACUGAGCUCCAGAAGGUCAUUUUCUAUCAGCCAUAGCUCACUAGAAAAAUGAAAUAAAAAAUAUGAGAUCACUGUGAUACAAACUGAAUUAAGUUUAACAGUAUUGUUAGUGUUGAAAACAAUGAACUGGUUUUUCCCCUCAUAUUUCUACUCAUUAUUCUGGUUUCUCACACUCUUAACACAUUGACACUCCACACUCUGUGCCCCUCUGAGGUCUGCGCCCUAGGCAGCUGCCUAGUUGGCCUAAUUUAUUUAUUAUUUAUUUAUUAGAUUUAUAUACCGCCCUUCCAAAAUGGCUCAGAGCGGUUCACAACAACAUGUACUACUAAUAGUAGCACCGGUCCUGUGUAGCAGCCUGUCUUAUAACUGUUUAAAUUGCACACACUUAAUACUUCUAUGGAGUCCCUGAGCUGAAGAUUUGUGACAGAAGUGGGGUGUGUGUGUCUAAGAGGCUGGGGGAAUCUUCAGUAUACUAUAGUGGGUGUUGAAUAUCAGCAGUGCAUAGACAACUAGUUGUCGGCAUCUCAGUCAUCCACUAUAGCUGUACCUCCUAAAGUAACUUGUUAUACAGCAGUUGGCAGGUUGCAGUGUCUUUGAAAGGCUUGUCUGUACUGUGAAAUGCUUCACAUUUUUAUUCCUGCAGAUCAAGUUGAAAAGUUUGACUCUUGGCCAGCUCCAUGUAUAAAUCCUGAUCCACAAAGGGCUGGGCCACAUUAUAUUACUAGGUUCCCAAGUGCUCUAAAGAUUUUCAUUGUGAAACUUCUCAUACAACUUAAACUCACUGCAGCUGUGAUUUCCAGUAUACUCGUUGUGUUUUAAUUGGCUAUGCAAAGGGAAAGUCUUGGCCAGUCUUUCUCAGAUGUUUCUACAUCUGACUAAAUUAUAACACACAACAGAAACCUUCAGAAAGAAGCAGGCUUUGUUCUGCACCUGAUUUUUGUUGUGCUUCUGUUUCUUCCUCUCUGCAUCUCUACACUACAAACUUGUGUUGAUUUUAUGCUCAUUUUUCUACACUAACUCAACCAAAUAAUCCUGGAAAUUGGAUAUUAGUAGGGGAGAGUAACAAUUCUUACUAGGCCAUCUUGCAGAACUAUAGUUCUCUGUGGAGGGGAAAAACUGUAAUUAAAUCAAUUAAAAUCUGUGAUUUAGAUGUUUUGUCCUUCUCUUCCCAGGCCAAUAUCCAAAACAUUACUUCUGUUUUUAAUAAGAAUUUCUUCCCCCUGUAGAUAUAGAAAGAAUCCCUAGGAGUUAAUGAGGGAGUCUUUCUGCCUCAGAUGUUUUGUUGUCCUUGAAAAUUGCUUUGUUUCUGGUUGCUAUUAUUUGUUCUGACAUGAAAGGUUUUCUAGCAAUUUUUCUUUGUGUCAAUGAAGAGCUAGUAUUUUGCCAGCUGAUUAAAAAAUCUUAUAGUUUUGUGAGGCUGGAAUCUUUUGGAAAUAAGAGGAAUAGAUGUGGCAGGAAAACAAUGUUUGCCUCUUAAAAUUCAGGCUGUGAUCCCAAGCCAUAUGCAUAAAAGUGAGUCAUACCAAAAUGUAUGUAACAUACUUUCCAAUUAUAUGUUGAGAAUCGGGCUGUUAGCUUUGGAAAGGAAUGCUGUUUUUUAAAAAAAAAUAGUUUGAAGUCGUACCAUCUUCUGUAGAGUUAUUGGUGAAGUGAUUUUAUAAUGCAAGUUGAUUAUUGUUGCAAUUGGGUUAAUCUUACUAGUGAAAAGGUGUGGUGUGUUGAAUUCCCCCCACACAUUCAAAAUUGGUCAGGGAUAAACUGUUUAAAUUGGAGUGCCCCUAGAGUUUCCAGAAGCAAAGCUUUUAUUUCUGGUGUGAUACCCAAUUCCAAAGCACCAUGUGGGUUGGUUGGUCUGGCAAUUCUGCUGAAGAAGAUCAUUCAACAUUCUUUUUCUUGCGCUCUUUGUUGGGAUGGACAUUGCAAAGCAAAUGUUAAUUAGCUAAAAUAGUCAAAUACUUUGAAAAGAAAAAUAAGUCCAUCUGCUAAAAUCAUGUACAUGUCAGCAUUGAAAUCUUAAAUGGAACAUUCACCUAGGGCAGCUGUAGUACAUGGUUACAAUAUUCAGUUUGAAUGGAUUUGUUAAAGUAUGUGUGUGCGUGCGCAUAGUCUGAUAAAAUAAAAUUGGCAAAGUAACAGAGCUUUAAUUAGGCCAGUUUCUUUCUAGAGAAGCACCAAAUGUGCUAGAUUGUGUUUUACCAGUUUCAGACUUAUGAUUUCAUCCAUCACUUGUUGGUUCCCUGGAGGUAUAUUCCUAGCAUCUUCUCAUUGGUUGCUAAAAUUCUCAGUUCUGUUAUUGAGGAUAUCACUUUAAUCUGGGCAUUAAUAUCCAACAUGAUUUUAUUUUAUCAUCCUCAACAAGCAAACAUAUGUGUCGACAAAAAUCUUGACAGAGUAAUAUGAGACUAUUUACAUUUUACACUAGGGGUCCCCAGAAGUUGUUGGACUACAACUCCCAUCAUCCCCAGCCAAAUGGCCAAAGGCCACAGUUGAAAUCCAGAAACAACUGGGGACUCAAGGUUAGGCAGCUCUACACUGGGGAGUCUGCCACAUGGGCAGGAGGCCCAAGAAUAUGCUCCCUCAAACAAUAUUACGCUGCUACAUUUUUAAAAGGCUUUUAUCGAGGUGGGUUAUGUUGAAUAUAGCUUGACUACCCUUGUAAAAUUUGUCCAUGUGCCAAACUACUUGAAGUUAGGGUUUCUACCUUUCCCCCGCUUGUCCCGACACUGUACCUGUGCCUCUUAACAGCUAUAUGAUGGGGAAGAAGUUUAGCAGGCACAGCUCUCCAUCACUGUAUCUUUAUGCUGGGAAGAGUUGAUCUGUUGAAUUUCUGUGUAUUGCACAGCUAUUAUAAAAAGAAGCUUUGCCGGGGGGCGGGGGGGAAGGAAGGUGCAGUAUAAGGAGUACUCAUGAAAACAGGAGAAUGCUUUAAUAACAAACAUAUAUACAGUAAUGCUAGUUGGUAUAAGAAAUAGGAAUAUGAAAACAACCAAAUACAUAAGAAUUGAAACACGAUGAAACAAUGAUUAAGGAGUUGAGAAAAAUAAUGCAGAAAAUAUUCACAGAACGAAUAUAAGACAACAAGUCGUGCUUGUAAGUGGGCGGGGGUGUGUGUGUGUGUGGAAGGCAGGCGGCAACUUUAGGUGCAGCCAGUCCUAGAGGUUUUAUCUCACAGGGUUUUUUGUGUUUGUUUUGUGAAGCUGUUGUGAUGCUUCAUCCCUUGCAGAAAUGCCUUACUAUGCAUGUGGAGUCCAUGAUUGCCAUGGCUCUGUAUAUGUUUUGUUUUUAAGGGGGGGGGAACUCACGUUUUUCCAGUUUUUAACAUGGCAGGGUAUUUAUUGUAAAAACCUAAUAUACAGAUUGCAAAAAUACAUUAUAGUAACCUAAGCUUCUUAUAAAUAGUGUAUGAGGGUCAUAUUCAAUUUGCUUUUUAAAGCAUCUGAAGAUUCUGGUGACUGAAAGUUUAAAAAAAAAAAGUGGGUCUGUAGCACCAAACUUGCUGGGUUAUUUUAGAGCAGGGGUUCUCAGUGUUGGGUCCCCAGAUGUUUUUGUACUUCAGCUCCCAUAAUCCCCAGCCCCAGUGGCCUUUGGUUGGGGAUUAUGGGAAUUGAAGUCCAGUAACAUCUGGGGACCCGGCAUUAAGAAUCCCUGCUUUAGAGAACAUCAUCCUGAUCCUAAAAUACAUUAUGUGACCGGAAGUUCCAAGCCUUUAUACAUGCUGGUUGUGUGAGCUGGCCUUUGCCUUUGAAUUGCCGGACUGCUGGCUUUGGUACUUGGGCUUAUUCCCAAGUAAUGUGUCUAGGAUUGCAAUCUUAGUCUGUUCUUUUCAGCUACAAAUAGUACUCUUGAUAAAGUUAACUUUCAGUGAGGCAAGGAUUUCUUGAUGGGUGUCAGGAAUCGGGUAGCAUUGGUAAACAUGGAAUUGCUAAGAGAAGACUUUCCUCAGUAAGUGUGGGGGUCAGUGAGGACAGGAUCCAGUUGAGUUUUCCUUUCUAAAUUGCUGUGUACAAUUUAAAAUACAAAACGUUUCCCACACAGCAGAUACCUGUCAAGAUGGCAGUAUACUAGUCUAGGGGUUCCCAACCUUGGAUCCCCAGAUGUGGUUGGACUAAAAUUCCAUCUUCCUCCCCCACAAGGUAAGGCGUUGGCCAGUAUCGGUGGGGAUGAUGGGCCAACCACAUCUGGGGAUCCAAGGUUAGGAGCUCCUGGAAGUUAAUGGAUGUAAUAUGGUUUUGCAAAGCUGUUAUGGUAUAUGUGGCAUUAAAUCUGCCAGCUUAACACAUUUUGAUCAUAUAAAAAGUGCUCAUGGGACAGUAAAUUGGAAGUACAAAAGUGUAAUAGGAUUAGAUGAUGGUUGGUCUUGUUCUCCAUUUUUAGUAACUUCCUGGCUACACUGUUCAAGGGUGGAGUGCAUUGCUUCAGGGAAGUAUGGCAUUGUCAUGUGGGUCUCAUUUCAAAUCUGUGACCCCUUCAGGCAAAUGUGACUCAUUGAUAACGUUUAUACCAAAGUAAUUAGUUCAAAACAAAUCAUCUUUGCAAUCCAUUAUGUAACGAUUAUUAAGCUAGACUAAAUUGAAAUUGCACCGUUACUUCUAGUGUUGGUUUUUUUUUCCUGCCCCUCGCAUCACCCAGUAACUGUUAGUUUUGGCAUGGAACUGUACAUCUUUUUGGCAUGUGAUCAGACAGUGGCGUGGAGAAGGAGGAGGAGCGUGUAGACCUGGGGCCACAUUUCAAGUUAAUGUGACUAGUGUGUAUAAAAUGCUAUGUGUGUAUAGCAUGCUCAAGUGACCUGCAUUGGAGCAAAUGUGGAAUCAUUCAUGUUCUGUUUUUGAGUAGUGUUCAUAGGAAUGUUGGCUUUAAGCUAUAUUUGGUGAUGGUAGAGAUGUUGGUGGGUGCAUGAAAAUUAUGAAGCACUGGGGAUGUAGUCCUACAGUCUGAAAGUGAGGUGCCACCCGCGACAGCCUAAGCUGGAUAAACUAUGUGCAGUCUGCAAUUAGGUAUUCUCCAUGGAAGAGCUGUCUUGACAAUUGUUUGUUCAUAGGAAAGGUCACUUUUCACCCCUCUGGCCACUUUGAAGAGUUGACAACUAUGUAACACAAAGUCUCAGUGCUUUUCUGAUGUGGUUGCACGUUCAACGAAAAUGGUUGAGUGGAGCAAAAAAGAAAAAAGCUGCAUGCAUGGAAGCUUGCUUGGUGGUAGAGCUGUGCUGAUUUGCACAAGUUGGUUUAGCAUCUAUACAGAAAUAGGGAGAUGAGAUAAAAAUAAGGGUCAGGUUUCAACAAUCAGAAACUUCCUUUGACAAGAUUGUUUUGCUCAUUUUCUCUUUCCCUAGCUUUCUGAAAGUGUAAAAAGUGUAGGAAAAUGCAGUGUAUAAUUUCUUUUUAUUUCUUUUUUUUAAAAAAAUUGGUUUUGCAAACAAAAAUAAGCAUAGUCCAAUACUGAAAGAGAUUUUAAGUUGGGCUUUUCAGAAUCAGAUUUGAAAAGGUCCUAGAAAAUGAGGAAAUAUGUACCUUUAAAACCUCUUAUGGGUGUCAGUUUGCUAGCUGAGGAAGGAGUAGUGUCCUGGUGUGAAGCUUCUAAACUCAGGGUAGGCAACCUUGGCACACCAUCUGUUGCUGAACUGUACCUCCCAUCAUGGCUGGGGAUGAUGGGAGUUGUAGUUCAGUAAUAGCUAGAAUGCCAAGGUUGCCUACCUCUGUGUAGACCAACAGAACUGGUAGGGGAAAGGAGGAUAAAAUGGGGCCUUUGGAUGAGGAAGAGGGAAAUGUAGUGCUAGCACCAAGGUUCAUAUGAAUAAACAAUAUUAUCUGCCUUUCUCCCUUUAAAAUAAAUUAAUGAUUUUGGCCAAAGUGCUCCAUAAGGCUUUGUUGACACUGGUGCAGGAUGAUUUAUUCCUGUGACAAAACCUAGCCAGUUUUAAAGAGGCGUGGUGAUGAUAAGGACAAACCAGCAAUGACACAAUGACCAGCAUUGACACAGCUCCAGACCAAUACCGCAUUCAUACCAGUGGUUGCCCAUGUCUGCUGCACAAAUUACAAAUUUCACCUUGCCUUUCUCAUCAAGACCAACAGCACAGAAAGCUCACAGUUCUAGGGCAAGGCGAGCACUGUCCUCUCGGAAAUUAGUACAGUUCCAAACUCCUCUUGAGGUGCCCAGAAUGCUUUUCAGAUAAUGCCAAUAACUUGUUUCUGGCCUUGAGCAAGUUGGUCAAAAUGCAGCAUUGUGGAUUUCUUCCAUUUUUAAAAAUAAAAAUAUAUACCAAUAUCUAUAUAUUUAAUGCGUCUUUCUCAGAGUACACUUUUCCCCCUUGACAAAUUGCACUUUAAUAGCUUAUUAGGGGUGUGGGGCUAAUUCAGGCUCUUGGGUGGGAUAUAAGCUAUGCAGCAGAUAUUUCUCAAUAACUGCUGUAUUCUUUAACUGGUUACUUUUUUGUGUUGGGGUAGGGCUCUCCUAUAAGCAGAAAAAUACCAUGGAAUUACAGAUUUGUUCUUAAAUAAUCAGAAUGGGGCAUUACAACUGUCUGAAGUGUAGAAGACAGCUUAUUUUAGUGCCAAGUACCUGUCGCCCGAGGAGUCCAGUCCCUGUUUAAUGGAAUUGGAGCUGUGUUCUCCAUUCCUGUCGUUUUGCACUGCUUGGUCUCUCAAUACACUGUUCUGGAUUCUUGUUCUCUUUGGGGGUGGAGGUGAGCAGAGUAGAUGUGAGUAGAAGAGGGAAACAGACCUGAAGUGUGUUGCUUAAAAAAAAACCAAUCCCCUCCUUAUUGGCGGAAUAUCUGAAUUGGUACCUUCUUGACAAGGUGCCCUGAGUCGUCUUUGCACAUGAAAAGCUUCCUUUGCACAGAAUGAGCUUCUCAGUUUUUUCUUUCUUUUGUACAGACUAACUGAAUGUAUUGGGGGAGGGAGGGGCGGAGGGAACAAAUUCCAAACGAAGUUUCAAAAUAAUAAUAAUAAUGUUUUAAUGCCUUUUUGUGAGUGAGUGCUGCAAACGGAGAUUGUAAUAAAAAUGAGAAGGCCAGAGCAAGUUCUAAUUGACACAAUGUGCGGCUUUAUUUUUGUACUGAUACUGGUUAAGAGACUGUACAGCAUCUAUUUAUUUAGAUGAUUUAUGUGGUAAAUGUUGCAAACAAGAUUAUAAAAGAAUAUUAAAUGAAAACUGACAUUUAACUAA